Molecule: messenger RNA, 2886 nt
Organism: Paraglomus occultum
Lineage: Eukaryota; Fungi; Glomeromycota; Glomeromycetes; Paraglomerales; Paraglomeraceae
Source: the annotation of a GenBank genome assembly
AUGGACAAUACCAUUCCAUCCCCAGUCCAACCUGAUCAACCGACGUCCGAGAAAGAAGACGUAAAAAUAACGACUAAUGAAGCGCCUGAGGCCAUCGACGCACUGCAACUAGAUGAAUUCGAAGAUAAUUCCAAAAUACCCAAACUUUCAUACCUUCACAUAUACCUUACAUUCGUCAAUCAUGGGGCUCGCGCGUGGGGAGGACCAGUUGCUCAAAUAGCAAAUAUUCAAGAAGCAUUUGUAACCCAACAAAAGUGGAUUACCCCCGCCAGGUUCAAUAGAGUUUUUGGAGUAUACCAAAUACUUCCUGGUCCAGAAGCGACUGAAUUGGCCAUGUAUUUCGGGUGUUUGUCUCGAGGGAGAAUAGGAGGAGUUCUUGGGGGGCUGGGUUUUUGCACACCAGGGUUUUUGUUGAUACUUUUAUUUUCUUACAUUUAUUAUUUAGUUGGUAUAAGCAAUACUUAUUUUAAUGCUUCGUUUAGAGCUUUGCAGCCUAUAGUAGCAGCAAUGGUCUUGAGAGCUGUCCAUAAGAUAGGCAUGCAUGCAUUUAUAUCUCAUAAAACGAAAAAAUUUAAUUGGUUCCUCGUCGGUCUUGCUGUUAUGUCUGCCUUCUCGUCGGCAUUACGCAUAAACUUUUUCAUUUCAUUAGGCUUGGGUGGAAUAAUAUUUGUGUUGAUAGACAGGAGAUUGUAUUGGGCGGCAGCACUUUUAUUUGCGUUGCAGUAUGCAGUGUUUGGUAUAAUCGUCAAAUUCAAAGGAUGGCCUGAACCAACUUCAUUGGGUGUUGGAGUCGCGAAAGUGACCGAUCCUGGUCAUAUUUUUGGGCUUGGGCUUUUGGCUGGCAGUCUUUCAUUUGGUGGCGCAUACGUAAGUAUGAAAUGGUUCGGAAGAUACAGACACAGGGUGACUGAUCCCACGCGACCGAGUAUGACGACCAUACCUUUUCUCAAAACUGAAGCGGUAGAAAUCGGCAAAUGGUUAAGUAAUCGGGCAUUCCUCGACGCCAUUGCGAUAGGGAAUAUACUUCCGUCGCCACUCGUAAUGUUUUCCACGUUUCUCGGGUUCCAGUCGGGAAUCAACUUUGGUGGAGUGGGCUGGGCAUUUAUCAACGCUGUCUUGAUCACUUUGGGCAUCUUUCUCCCGUGUUUCCUAUUUACUAUACUUGGUCAUCACCAACUGGAACGGUUGGUCCGAAAUAAAGCAAUGGCAGCGUUCUUUGAUGGCAUUACAGGGACUGUGGUUGGUAUCAUUGCGAUAACUGCAUUAGAUUUGUUAAAAGGAUCGCUGACUUUUGUGGGUCCAGAUGAAGCUAUUAAUAGUGAAACGGGUUUGAGCGUACAAGAUAGAUUGAGUAGAUUGGAAUCAAUAGAAUCGCAGAGUGCCAUUGCUGCUGUGUUGUAUGUAUUAUCGCUUGCUGCCCUAUAUUCUUUCCGCCACAAGUAUACGGCAUUGUUAUUGGUUAUAUUCGGGGCCAUUGUUGUAAUUCCUGUAUAUUCAAAUAAUACCAUAUACACAACACCUACGACGUUUGUUGGUUUCAUGAGGUCUGGAAUUCCAUUUAACGACAACGAGAUCCCAUACCGUGAGGGUUCACCGAUCCAGUUACUUAGAUACGUGAGAGACCGGGGAGACAACUCGCGGUCAGGAGGCAUUCAAGUAAUUGAAGAUGCAUUGACUAUUAUUAAAGAAAUCGAGGAACCGGUUGCAGUCAUUUCUGUCGCAUCAAACUCGGUUCAGGAAUUCUUCAGCGACUUUGAUGUGUACCCUAUAGCACAUCCCGGCGUUUUAUCAGACGAUCUCAGAUCACUUGACACUCUCGAUCCAUCUCGCUUCUCUCAAGAAUUCAAAAGGACAUCAACCGAAGCUGUAAAGUCUAUAUUGUCCAAGCUUGCACCGAGAUAUAUGGGGCCGGCUUACAUGAACGGCAUUAUGUUUUCUGAAUUUCUCGAACGCUCUGUCAGACAACUGAACGAUCCUGCGAACGAUGGCAUGCUCGCGGUCCCUUCUGAAUACGAAGCUGUAAUUCGCUUCAUAGCAGACAAAUCUAUCCAACGUGCUAGAAAGCUGUACCAAGUUAUAAUGAAACGGAAACUACCUCCGUUGCCUAUACCCUGGGAAAAGUUUGCCGAUGUACAUGCCGAAGCUUUUUCAGAAGCUUUGGGAUCGCUAAUGGCAAUGUUGGCUGGGUCUGCGCGAAAGGUAAACGAGUUUGAGAACGAAUUCUGCGAAAAAGUUGAGAAAAUCAAGAGUGAGCAUCGAAGGAAAAAUGAGACAGCUUUAUGCGAGUUUCAUGAGAAUUUGGCAAGGAGGUUUUGGAACUCGUUUGUGAAUGUCGGACUACAAGAUGGUAACUUGUUUCGGACCGAAACAGACUUUAACCAAGCAAUUGAUAUCUUCGAAUACGAAUAUGUCAUGGCAAUGAUCAAAUCACCCGAGGCCACUCUUGUUAUAAAACGUUAUCGUGAAGUUCACUACCCUUCGGCCAUCAAUCUCCUCUCCCGCAACUGGUCGUCGAACACGAGAUUUGCCAAUAGGUCCUCUGAGCCGGACGCCGAACUUAAAAUUCUGGAUCAAAUUGUUGAAGAACGACGUCUUUAUGAUGAAUUAAAAUCAACCGAGCGCGAAGUUGAGAUAAAAAACCAAAAAUUUGAAGAAAAAGUUCAAAAGUUGGGAGAGAUUUUGAGAGAACAGAAAUUGAGUGAACAAGAAUUGAAACGCAUUAUAGCAGAAUACGAGCAAGUGCUGGCAAGCGUAAAGGCACAAAAUGCGACAAGAGUAAGUAAGCUGAAGGACCUUUGGAAUUCGAAAAAGAAGUAUGUUAAAUACGCAAUGAUGGGAUUAAGGGUUGCCGGCGCUAUUGCGGCUUUUGUAGCAUUCGUAAUAUGA